AUGGCGGGUGGGAAAAACAACCGGCAGAGUCCGAAAACAGCCUUCCCGCCCUUUACCAGCGCCACGACACACAAACCUCAUUUUUAUCCUCGAAUUUUGCUACGAUACCGUAGUAGUGCAGACCCAUUCAAUCUCAGGAAUGGUAUCCGUUCGGAUUCAGAGCUUGCCGAGCUCCGACGCAGGGCCAAGGGUAAGAAGAAAGCCGCUGUGGUCAAGUAUCAGAAUCGACAGAACGACCUCAUUGCGUAUUUGCUGAAGCCACUUGAGCAGCACACGAGCGAUGCGAAGGACGAAGAGGAAUCGGCCAGGCUUUGGGUGAAGAUAGCAGUGUGGGCUAGUCUUAUAUCAAACCUUGCCCUGUGUGUCAUUCAGAUGUAUGCGGCCAUCUCCUCUGUGUCUUUAUCCCUUCUCGCGACCGGCAUCGACUCCGUCUUUGAUAUUGGCAGCAAUGUCAUGCUAUUCUGGCUACAUGUAAAGGCAGAGAAGCUUGACAUGAACAAGUGGCCCGUAGGGGGUGCACGUCUGGAGAAUAUUGGCAAUAUCGUCUAUGGUUUGAUGGCCAGCGUUAACCUCAUUGUGGUGGUGGAAUCCGUGAGGUCACUAGUCUCGAAAGAGAACGACGAGUUGAAAGAUUUUCAUCUCCCAUCUAUCAUCGCUGUAGCGGCUGCAUUGGGUGUCAAGCUAAUGCUUUUCAUUUUGUGCUACCCAUUCCGAAAAAAUUCUAGCCAAGUUGCUAUUCUUUGGCAAGAUCAUCGUAACGAUCUGUGGAUCAACACAUUUGGUAUCCUCAUGUCUACCGGUGGGAGUAAAUUGAGGUGGUAUCUCGAUCCCAUGGGUGCUGUCAUCAUCGGCCUUGGUAUCAUUGUUGCGUGGACACGAACCAUUUACCGCCAAUUCGAAUUUCUGGCCGGAAAAUCGGCGCCACACGAGUUCUUGCAGCUCCUUAUAUACAAGUCCAUGACAUUCAGCGACGAAAUUGUGCAACUUGACACUGUUCGCGCGUACCAUAGUGGUCCCGACUAUUUUGUUGAAAUCGACAUUGUGAUGGACGGAUCAACGCCAUUGUAUAAAGCUCAUGACAUUAGCCAGCAAUUGCAGGAUAAGAUUGAAGAGCUCCCAACUGUUGAAAGGGCAUUCGUGCAUGUCGAUUAUGAGACGACGCAUUCACCGGAACACCGAAAGCCGACAUAA
Molecule: messenger RNA, 1191 nt
Organism: Desarmillaria tabescens
Lineage: Eukaryota; Fungi; Basidiomycota; Agaricomycetes; Agaricales; Physalacriaceae
Product: CDF-like metal transporter
Exons: 12
Coding region: 1-1191 (396 amino acids)
Biological process (GO): transmembrane transport; monoatomic cation transport
Cellular component (GO): membrane
Molecular function (GO): monoatomic cation transmembrane transporter activity
Source: RefSeq, a predicted model, not a curated record